AUGGGGACAGAGGAGUGGCGUACUCGUGACAGACACACAGCUGACGAUCUGGCGUCCGAAAGAUUCACGCUGGGGAUGAGUGUCUAUAUCGACGACUUGGACGAUGUGCCAGCUGCACACCGACGAGAUGUCCCUGGCAAACCGCAGGAGUUCAAGAACAUGUGGCAUCUUUACGUGGGGAAGGACAGCGGGUUGAUCCACAUCCAGGCGAGGCCGCCCUCUGGACGAGAUACUAUUCAGGAGGGCGCGGCCCCAGAGGGGCCAUGUUCACGAAUCGGGGCGUUUCAUGGGUAUAGGGGCAGUGAGCAACACCAGAAGCUCCGCCAGCGCAUCGAGGUGGAAUACGAGGUGUAUGAUGUGGAUGAGCAACUCGCUUGCUCAACUCGAGAAGAGGAUACUCAGCGUGUAGCACAGUUAGAUCAAGCAGCGGAGAUGAUGAAAGUAGUGGCUACGUACACUCACAUCUGA
Messenger RNA from Cryphonectria parasitica EP155, 468 nucleotides. RefSeq lists its product as uncharacterized. NCBI's taxonomy places the organism in Eukaryota, Fungi, Ascomycota, Sordariomycetes, Diaporthales, Cryphonectriaceae. The transcript is spliced from 3 exons. The coding region runs from base 1 to 468 and encodes 155 amino acids. The record is from RefSeq and is a predicted model, not a curated record.